AUGGCAUCCUCCAUCACAGAGGCGCAGGCUGCGCUUAUCAACUCUUUGACUACUGACGACAUCCCUCACAAACUGCGAUGUGCAAAUUGCAGCAAGCUUGCUGUCAACGCAUUCCGUUUGCCCUGCUGUGAACAAGCAAUCUGUGAAUCAUGUCACUCGAGUCUCUCCUCGUCCUGUCCAGUUUGCGAACACUCGCCGCUCUCUGCCGAUGAUUGCACACCCAACAAAUCGCUGCGUACGACGAUCCGGGUCUUUCUUCGCACCGCAGAGAAGAAAAGAGAAGUAAACAAGGUCAAGGACAUUCCAGAGCCGGCUUCCCAAACUCCAGUUGAAGCUGCUCCAGUGCACAGUUCCGACGAAGGCCAAGUAGUAGGCGCCGACAGAGCGUCUGUUAACGGAGCGCGAGAUUCGACUGCUGCCGCCGGUAACCCCUCAACAGUAUCCGUCCCUGAUGUGGCACAGGCUGAAACAGAGCAUACUCCACAGCAGCACGAAGCCUCUGACGCUCAACGAGAGGUAGCCGACGUGGGCAACAACGUCGACGAGGAGCAUGAUGACGAUGCGGACGAUUCGGACGACGACGUCGUCAUCACCACGAAGCGGCCAGAGCAACAUCCUCAAGAUGAUGAAGAGGUAGAAGAGGUCGAGGGAGACGGCCAGGGCGAAGUUGGAAACGGGGAUGGACAGCUGCCACUCGGAAACGGUUUCGCAAAUCAACUGUUUCCUGGGGGUGGCGACUUUAACCAAAUGCAGAUGAUGAUGGCCAUGCAGAGCAACAUGGGCUUUCCGAUGAUGGGAGGCAUGCCGGGCAUGAACAUGGACCCUAUGAUGCAAAACAUGUUUAUGAAUGGAGGCUUUCAAGGCAUGGGCAUGAACGGCAUGGGAAAUUAUGGAGGCGGCUACGAUAAUAACUGGAACGGUUCUCAGUCAUGGAAUUUCGACCAGAAUAAUUUCAAUCAAAAUGGCGCUGGUAUGAACACUGGUGAUUUUGGAAACUUUAAUUCUGGCUUCCAGACAGGCUACAAUCAAGGUAAUUAUGGCCAAUAUAAUAACUAUCGUCAGCACAAUUAUCGUGGCCGUGGUCGUGGCCGCGGAUACUAUGGGGGAUACGGUCGUGGCAGUUUCCAGCAAGGUGCCAAUUAUCACGGUCAAGGUCAAAUGCAGCAAGGCCAGAUUGACAGUACUGCCCAGUCAUUUUCACAGGCGAGCUACCAAGGUGACGCCCACAGUGUGAACCAAGACAAGGAAGGUAGUCAGCCUGCCGAUGUGCCUGUAAAUGCUCCGACAGGCCCAAAAGCUAUGCGCCAAGGUCUUCCAAAUACCAGUCUGCACCACCUGCGUGCAAGGGGCUACCAGGUCGGCGACGGUGCUGCGGAGGGCUCUGCUGAUGGCCAGAGUAGAUCUCAGUGUGAUGACGCUGAGCGUGACAUCGAGGGCGCUGACCGCAGAUCGGCACAAGGCAACCCCGAUCGCGACAACUCAUAUGCACAGUCUCGCGCGACUAGUAGAGGGCAUAGUCGCAGUCGCAGUCGCAGUCGGGGAGACGAAAGCUCGCGUCGGCGCACACGAGAACGCUCGCAGACGGCCGACGGCGACCGCCACGACGAUGACUCGCACAGCCGGAGUAGAAAGCACAGGAGCCGCAAGCACUCUUCCCGGCAUGGCGACGAGGAGGUGCAACACGAAAAGGGUACCACCGGCGGCGGUGAGCGAUCAAGGUCGGCCUCCCCCGAGGAUGGAGCUAAGAAGACAAGCCGCCACAGCCGCCGCGAGAGAGACUCGGAUCGCCAUCGCGACAAGGACAGGCAUCGCGGCGAUGAAAAGUCAAGCAGCCACCGAUCGCACAGGGACCGGGACCGGGACCGGGACCGUGAUCACGACCACUCGCGGCGCAGGGACAAGGAUAAGGACCGUGAUCGCGACCGCGACCGUGACCGGGAUCGCGACCGUCGUGACCGACACCGGGAUCGGGAUCGCGACAGGGACCGCGACAGGGACCGUGACAAGGACCGUGAUAAGGAUCGUCGCGAGCGCAAAGACCGCAACAGAGACCGCGACCGUGACCGAGAGAGCAGACACGAUAGGAAGCACUCGGCGGAUGGCAUCCCCACACCUGCGGAGGCAAGUCACAAUGGCGGCGGGGGCGGUAGCGGCAGCACAGCAAAAGACCCGCACACGCUAGAGCGCGAGGCGCGUAACCGCGAGCGUCUGCUCAAAGAGGCGCAGCGCAUGGCCAGCGUGGUUACUGGUGGUGGUGGCGGGGGCGGCACGAAACGAAGCCGUGGCGGCGGCGGCGGCGGCGAGGACGGCACCGAUAGCGUCGGAAGUCGCAAGGGUCGGCGUACGACGGACGGCAGCCGUCGCAGCGACGCGGCGCCCGCGGUGGGCCGCGACGGCGACGGAGACGACGACCGCGCGAGCAGUCGGCGAUACGACUAG
Messenger RNA from Beauveria bassiana ARSEF 2860, 2439 nucleotides. Its product is annotated as pre-mRNA-splicing factor 38B. NCBI's taxonomy places the organism in Eukaryota, Fungi, Ascomycota, Sordariomycetes, Hypocreales, Cordycipitaceae. The transcript has 5 exons. The record is from RefSeq and is a predicted model, not a curated record. The coding region runs from base 1 to 2439 and encodes 812 amino acids.